AUGAAGUUCUCUCUCGUCGCCGCUCUCGCUCUUAUCUCGGCUGUUGCCGCCGUCCCCGCCGUUGUCGACUCCCACGACUCUGGCCUCCAGGCCCUUGGCGAGCGCUCGCACGAGCGCAAGGCUCGCCACAUCGAGGCCGCCGUCCGCGCCGACUCUCUCGAGUCCCGCGACUGGGUUUCCAAGUGGGGCAAGGUCACCUGGUACGCCGGCGACCAAUUAAACAACCCCGCCUGCGGCGGACCGACCCCGACAGACGGCUCCGCCAUCGUGGCGGUUAAGAAGGGGGGCGGCUAUGGAAAGUGUGGUGAAUGGGUGCAUCUUCACUACAAUGGCAAGAUGGUCGCCGCUAAGAUCGUCGACUACUGCGAGUCAUGCGAGUGGGGCCAUUUUGACGCCAGCAAGAGUGUCUUUAAAGCUUUGGCACCUCUCAGCCAGGGCGUUAUCGAGGGUAUCCACUUCAAGCUGAUCACCAAGAACUAA
This is a messenger RNA of Sporisorium graminicola, 480 nucleotides long. RefSeq lists its product as uncharacterized. NCBI's taxonomy places the organism in Eukaryota, Fungi, Basidiomycota, Ustilaginomycetes, Ustilaginales, Ustilaginaceae. The coding region runs from base 1 to 480 and encodes 159 amino acids. The record is from RefSeq and is a predicted model, not a curated record. The transcript has a single exon.